AUGUCCCCUCUAACAGCCCCGCGGCGUGUGCUCUUCUCUCCUGCGCUGCAGAUCCUCAUCGUGGAGUUUGGUGGGAAGCCGUUCAGCAGCUCCGGGCUCACCUUGAGCCAGUGGCUCUGGUGCAUCUUUAUCGGUGUCGGAGAGCUGCUUUGGGGCCAGCUGAUCUGCAGUGUUCCGACCAGCCGCCUGAAGUUCCUGAAGGAAGCUGGACAUGGUACCACCAAGGAGGAUAUUCCAGAGGAGGACCUGCCGGAGGACAUGGAUGAGAUUGACCAUGCUGAAAUGGAGCUGCGGCGAGGGCAGAUUCUGUGGUUCAGGGGCCUCAACAGGAUACAGACUCAGGUACCGUGUUGGGCACUGACGUGCCGCUUCCUGUUUUCUCAGGGGCCCUGGCCGAAGCAAUCUAGGGCCCUCCUGUUACCUGUGCAGCUCCUCGUGCCCGCGGUGACACUUCAGCCCCUCCAGGGUCUAGAAUUCCCACUGCCAGUGCCUUUCUGGGUUAGCGCCAAUCAGCAAGUCAGGCCUGUGAGCAUGCACUGCUGCUUAGCCGCCUGCUUCCCUGUGGGGCCGGGGCUACAAUGAGAGUGGGGGCUGUAGCUAUUGUGGGGAGGGAUCUCAGUGCCUUCUGCAGCUGUCGGGGGAGGGGCUCAGAGCUGCAUGUAACCACGGAUGGUGCAGCUGGGUGGUGGCUGUUGAGCCUUUUUCUAAGCAUUGUCUGCAGGAUUGUUGCUCCCCUAGUGGAAAGUAAAUGCUGAGCAGCCUUAGCCAAGCCCUCACGAAAGAUCCUGCUCUUAGAAGGCCCAUCUACCUGCAUCUGGGAUGGAGUUGAAUACGCUGCGGGAGAUGGGGCAUUUAGCACCCUGGUUCUCUCCUUGUUUCUACGUUGCAGGUGUGUGAACCCCAUUCGAUAGGGAUCAAAGCUCCACCCCUUUCCCUUCCCCACCUGUCCUCUUCCCACUGACUUCAGUGGCCUUUGAAUGGAGCCGUUUCAAACCCCACGCUCAAAUGAGGACAGCAGCUCCAGUCCAGCAGAGAGCCAGGCUGGCUUAGUUUGGUGGAGUAGUAAAGCUGCUUGUCAGGACUUGCCACUCUGAGUGCCCAUCUCUGUUACCAGGAGGGAAGUUGGGGUUCUUCUUUGCCAGCUUAAUGCCCGCUGGCCUCAGUCAGCUGUUUGCACAACAAUUAUUGGCUGAGCUGGAGGCGUAUUGGCUUUCGUCUCUCUGGAGCCAACAUGGUCCCUUGCGAAGGCAGCCAGAGCAGCGUGGUGGUAGCCCGUACCACGAUGACUUUUCACACUCCCUCCCCAUUGGUUUUAUUUGUCUUUUUCCCUGCUACUCCCCCAGUCUCCUGAUAAGUCCCCACUUGUGGGCCCUCUCUUCUUUAUCUUCUGUUCCCCGUGCUGUAGCUACAAGGGGAGGAGAAUUGUACGAGGAAAAGAAGCCUGGUUAUGGUUUCUUUAAUAGUUUUUCUAUUGCAGUUUUAAAAACCUCACUGACUUUUUUUUUUUUUUUUUUUUUUUUUUUUAUUGU
Molecule: messenger RNA, 1529 nt
Organism: Chelonoidis abingdonii (Abingdon island giant tortoise)
Lineage: Eukaryota; Metazoa; Chordata; Testudines; Testudinidae
Source: RefSeq, a predicted model, not a curated record